GUUUGUGCAAACAAUGAAAACGGCAGAUGGUCCUGAAUCAAUAAACCCCUAUCCUCCCUUAUCUUUUGUUAUGAACAGAAUCAAAGAUGAAUGAAAGUUCAGACAAACUGAGAAGUUGAAAAUAACCGCCAGAAACCGACAGUUGAUCCUGGGAAGUGGAGUUUGUUAAUCUCAGCCACGCCUCUGUGAAAGUAACUGGCGCCAUCUGGUUUUCUGCCACAUGCAUUCAAGGACAAAGAGCUGAUGAACCUUUUUAUCACAUCUUCCAGGACGGACAAAUUUAAGGCCGUUAAUUUUUUUAUCAUUAAAGGAAAGAAGAAGGAACAACGGAAACAAUAACUUUAAAAUACCAACAGGCGUCCUGCGCUGAAGACCAACUACAAUCCAAUAAUCUUCACUUUAAAGCAUAACAAAUGUCUGACCGGAGGAAGAAACGGAAAUCUGCAGCAAAGACCAGAUCACAUGGAGAUCACACAGUUUGUUCCCAGAAGAAUGGAGAUGAGCCACCAGGCCCCAGCAGCAUCUCUGUUAAAAGCAAUCGGUCAAAGGGUCCGCCAAUUGACUUUAGAAAAGACAGAUCAAAAUGUCAGAAAUUCAGCGAGGAGCUGAGCAGCUGCUCAGUGUGUCAACAGGUUCUGAAGGAUUUGGUGUAUUUUAUUUGUGGACAUCCAUCAUGUAAGGAUUGUUUGGGUUUGAGCCUGAAUGACUUACCGACAGACUCGCCCUGCACACAGUGUGGAGAGACGUUUAUGGAAAACACACUCAAAGACAGAGGUAACAGUGUCUUUCUGGAAGCAAAGAUGAAUCUUAAAAAAGGAAUGAAGAAUAAAUUCACUUUGACGUCUGAAGGUAAUGGUGAUUAUCGCAGCUCCCUCAAAAGCAUCUACACAACCCUGUUCAUCACCACUGGAGAUAAUGAUGGACGAAAUCAGGAACAUGAGUUCAGACAGCUAAGAAAUGCUCAUCCAGACCAACCGCUGAGUGACUCUACUGUCAACCUGAGUGAGCUCUUCCAAUCGGUGCCUGACCAGGACAAACCCAGCAGAACAGUCCUGACAAAGGGAGUCGCAGGCAUUGGAAAAUCCUUUGCUGUUCAGAAGUUCAUCCUUGAUUGGGCUGAAGAGGAAACAAACCAACAGAUUGAUUUUGUUUUCAGUCUUCCUUUCCGAGAGUUGAAUUUGAUUGUAGGAGAGAAAAGCCUCCAUGAGCUGCUGACUGAGUUUCAUCCGUCUCUCAGACCACUGAAAGAUUCCCAAGAUUACUCCAAAACAAAGAUCAUAGUGAUCCUGGAUGGCUUGGAUGAAAACAGACAUCAGUUGGACUUUCAGGAAUCAGCCAAAGUGACUUCUCUUGAUGAUGUAGCUUCUGUAGGUGAUCUUGUUGUAAACCUGAUCCAGGGUAACCUCCUUCCUGACGCUAACGUCUGGAUAACGUCCCGACCAGCAGCAGCCAGUCAGAUCCCUGCAGAGCACAUCGACAUGGUGACAGAGAUCAGAGGGUUCAGUGAUGGUCAGAAAGUGGAAUAUUUCAGAAAGAGAUUUGGUGAUGACUCCAGUCUAACUGACAGGAUAAUAUCACAUAUUCACUCUUCACAAUCCCUGGACAUCAUGUGCCAGAUCCCGAUAUUCUGUUGGAUUUCUGCUGUCUUAUUCCAGGAAGUCUUCAGCAGAAAUGAAGAGACAGAAAUCCCUCAGACUCUUACAGAGUUAAUGGCACAUUUUGUCUUUGCUCAGACAAAACGUAGAAGCAGGAAGUAUGACAGGAACCCUGAGAAAAACAGAGAGAAGCUCCUGAAGACUCACAGAGAAUUUCUUCUGAAACUUGGGAAACUUGCGUUUGUCCAGCUUCAAGAAAACCAACUCAUCUUCUAUGAGAAAGAUCUGGAAGACUGUGGCAUUGAUGUAGGAGAAGCAACAAUAUACUCUGGUUUAUGUAACACUGUUCUCCAGGAAGAGGAGGUCUCCUCCCAGAAAAAGAUCUUCUUCUUUGUGCAUCUGACUCUUCAAGAGUUCUUUGCAGCUCUGCACGUCUAUGAAUGCUUGAAGACCAAGAAAACCAAUGAACUUGGCAAGUUCCUCUCUGUGGAAGACGAAGACGUUCCUUUACUUGAUCUUCUAAAGAUGACAAUCGACAAAGUGUUGGAGAAGAAGAACGGUUACUUAGACUUUUUCUUGCGAUUCCUGCUUGGCCUGAUGGUUGAACCCAAUCAGAGAUUCCUUCAGGGUCUGUUGACUCCCCUUGACGAAUGGGACGACACAGACAAGAAAAUCCUAACUUACCUGAGAUCAAUUAGAAGAAAAAACAUCUCUCCAGACAGCUGCAUCACCAUCUUCCAGACCAUGACUGAAAUGAGAGAUCACAAAGUCAAAGAUGAGAUUCAGGAAUUUCUCAAACUGUCUGAUCAUUCAAAAAUGGAGCUGGCUCCUUUGCACUGCUCUGCUUUGGCCUACAUGCUGCAGGCCUCCAAGAAUGAUCUGGAUUUACUAGAUCUGAAGAGCUACAACACAUCAUAUGAUGGCAGAAGGAGGUUGAUACCAGCUGUUAGGAGCAGCAAAAGAGCUGUGCUUGCAAAUUGCAAAGUUACGAUGGGUUGGAUGGAGCCUCUGGCCAUUGCCCUCAAAUUUUCUUACUCAGCUCUGAGCGAUCUCGACCUGAGCAACAAUGACCUGAAGGAUUCAGGAGUGGAGGUGCUUUGUGGAGGACUCUCGAGUAACUCCUGCAAACUGGAAAUACUAAGGAUGUCUGGUUGUUGGGUCACAGAGACAGGUUGUGAUCAUCUGGUCUCGGCUCUUCAGUCCAACCCGUCACAUUUGAUGGAGCUGGACCUGAGUUACAACCAUCCAGGAGACUCUGGAGGCAAGAAGCUCUCUAAGCUGAGUGAUGAUCCACAAUACAAGCUCACAAAGCUCAACCUCGACUAUGGAGGGACUCACAGAUUGAAGCCUGGCUUUAGGAAAUAUGCCUGUGAACUCACAUUCAGUCCUGAUGCAGAACAGCAGCAGCUGGUUCUGUCUGAAGGAAACAGAAAGGUGACCAGGGUGGAGGAUGAAACCUCAGGCCACCACCAGCAGGUGCUCUGCAGUCAGGGCCUGAUAGGGCGCCACUACUGGGAGGUGGAGGUCUCCGGGUCUUUGAGCAUCGGGGUGGCACAUGAGGCAGCCCUAAGAAAAGACAAAACGGGGGAUUUCAGAAUGGGGCGCAAUAAGGAUUCUUGGUGUUUGGUUUGUUCAGAUGGUUUUCAUGUUUUGCACCACAAUGACAGUGUAGAUGUGUCUUCCCUUGGAAGGCGCACCAGUCGGUUGGGGGUGUACCUUGACUGGCCUGCUGGUACUCUGUCCUUCUACAGAGUUUCCUCUGACAGUUUGAUCCAUCUUCAUACUUACACUGUGACUUUUAGUGAGCCUCUGUAUCCUGCAGUUGAACUUAAUGCCCAAUCAUCGGCUCGAUUUUGUAUUUUGUAACUUAAUUGGGUCCUUCUCACAUGUAUACAGUGCUGAUGAUGGAUUCAUUUGUUCUAGUUAUUUAUGUCACACUUAAUGCCCCAACAUACUCGGGUGAACUUCACUCCUGGAGGUCCGUGAAUAUUCAAGACGGACUUGACACUUGAAGCGGACGUCUGUCGGACACGUUUGCAGAAAGACGCUGUUUUAAUGACAGCGUUCUCAGUGUCGCACAGUAAUUUGAUCGACGGUAAACAAAGCUGACAUCGAACUGGGCUGAUUAGGUUGAGAGUCAGUGCUCACAGUCAUAAGGAUGUGCAGCAUGACUGUCACUCUCUGUCUCACACUAAAAACUGUUAAGGCUUCCCUGAUGGACAAGAAACAGGGCAAGGCACCCAACUAGCUCAUCAAACUUAAUAUCAUCCCUUAGGAUUAUAGGCAAUAAAUAAAUUUCUCACAAGAGUACUUGAUGCAAUUGGUGCAGAUGAAGUGGAUGUAUGAAGUCUCAACCAUCUGCAAUGAUUGAUCAAGUUCACUUCAUGUCUGUCUGCAAUGGAGUCCGCACAGUACACCAGAGUAUGUUGGGACCUUAAAAUCUUUAAAACCAUCAAACAAAUCUUAAAUUUGUCACAUUAUCAUCCAGAUUUAAAUUUAAAAUUUCACUGAGUCAAUUCAAAACCUUAAUUUACCGUACUUUUCGGACUAUAAGCUGCUACUUUUUUCCUAAACUUUGUGGCUUACAGCCUGGUCCAUCUUUUCUGUGUAUUUUUCUUCAACCACCAGGAGGCUCUUUAGCAGGAAGUGAAUCAUUCGUAGUC
Poecilia latipinna (sailfin molly) is the source of this 4258-nucleotide messenger RNA. RefSeq names its product protein NLRC3-like. Lineage: Eukaryota; Metazoa; Chordata; Actinopteri; Cyprinodontiformes; Poeciliidae. Bases 414 to 3461 code for a protein of 1015 amino acids. Gene Ontology annotation, molecular function: protein binding. The record is from RefSeq and is a predicted model, not a curated record. The transcript has 10 exons.